GAAAAGAGAAAGAUGGCUUGCUUAUUAUAGGUAGCCAAGCUGGCAGAGCAAGGACACUGGCAUAGUGCCAUAUGGACAUCCUAUAAUUGAGCCUGUCAAAGGAUUCAACACAUAAUCCGGGCGAGCUAUCCUCCCCUCCAUCUCUACCCCAUUUGGUGGAAAUUUCACCAAGCUAUGUUUCUCUCUACUCAUCAGCAUUGAUUCUUCAUGAUCAUGAAUGCAUCAACGUUAAUGCAUGGAAUCUCUUCUUCUUUUCCUUCCAUAUAGAGGGAGAGACAGAUAGCAGCCAAAUAAAUAAUGUUGCAGAGAGCAGCAAGCAACGCAUAUUCAUGGUGGUGGGCAAGCCACAUUAGGACAAAGCAGUCAAAAUGGCUGGAACAGAACCUUCAAGAUAUGGAGGAGAAGGUGAGUAGCAUGCUCACAAUCAUUGACGACGAUGGAGACUCCUUUGCACAGAGGGCAGAAAUGUAUUACAGGAGGAGACCAGAACUUGUAAGCAUCGUGGAAGAAUCUUAUCGAGCAUACCGAGCUUUAGCUGAAAGAUAUGAUCACUUAUCAAAAGACCUGCAAAGUGCCAACCGCACCAUUGCCUCUGUCUUCCCUGAACAAGUUCCAUUUGCCAUGGAUGAAGAAGAUGAAGAAAAUGUUAGCCAAACAUCAACUUCUUCCCCCUGUGCUGACAAACCAAGUGUCCCAAAACCAAGCGUUCCAAAAGCUCCAUUUCUGAAGAAAGAUUUCAGGAGCCAGUCUGUGUUGUUGUUGAGAAAGGGACAACUCAAGAGAGCUUCUAGUUCUGCUAAAGCUGCUGCAUUUCCAAGUUCAGGGCUGAGCAAAAAUGAGGCACUAGAUGAAAUAGACAAUCUUCAGAAGGAAGUUUUAGAAUUGCAAACUGAAAGGGAGUUUGUAAAAAGCUCCUAUGAACACGGAUAUAAAAAAUUCUAUGAAAUUGAACACCAGAUAACUGAAAAGCAAAAGAGAGUUUGCAAUUUACAGGAUGAGUUUGGCAUUGGCUCCGUUAUUGAUGACAAUGAAGCUAGGGCUCUGAUGGCAGCUAGAGCUCUUAAGUCAUGCCAAGAGACCUUGGCUAAGUUGAAAGAAAAACAUGAGCAGUCAACUGAAGAGGCAAGAGUAGAAUCCAGAAGGAUUAAGAAGGUAAAUCAGAAGUUUGAAGCUCUCAGGAAUAAAUUUAACUUCCCACAAACAAAUCAGCAAGAGAAGCAUAAGUACGUGAGUCCAACUACGGAGUUUGAUAACAUGGUCUACGAUAUUAAAAGUGAGGAAAAAGAGAGACAAGAUUUGGAAGCGUUGCGAAAGGAGAUCGAAGAGCAGCUUGAAGUAAGCUCAAAUGGCUCUCUCACAGUUUCACAGCUUGCAGAGAAAAUUGAUGACCUUGUGCAGAGAGUUGUUAAUUUGGAAACUGCAGUCUUUUCUGAAAAUGCUUUGGUAAUGAGAUUAAGAUCAGAAACAGAUGAGCUCCAGGCCCACGUUAAGAGCCUGGAAGAAGACAAGGAAGCUCUGAUUGAAGGCUCAGACAUCAUGAAAAACAGGAUGAAUGAAUUGGAGCGGGAAUUAAGUAGAGUUAAAGAUCUUGUAAAAACUGUUGUAGCACAAAAUAACAGUCUCAAAACUCAUUUUACCGAGGCAAGUUGUAACAUUGGUCAUUUGUCUAUGAAGUUACAAGGCGUGAAGAUGGAUGAGGAGGUUGAAAAUACAGGACUCUCCCAAGAAGUAAAAACUGGAACGGAUGCCAUAGCUGACAGGGGAAUGGAAGACCAUGAAAUUGAGUUGGCUCCUUAUGAUAGUUCAGCCUUAAAAGACACAGGAAUUGAAAUGGAAGGAAAGGAAAGAGAUUUUUCGGCUGAAGGAGAAAACUAUGCUGAUUCUGAAUCAGGCAGUAAGUUUGACGUUGAUUCGAGAAAGGCUCUGGAACCAAUGGAAGAAGACAAAGCCGAGAAGAAAUAUUUCUCCGAGACAGCAAGCAGUAUCCCUGAUACUGAGAUUGAGGAACUAGGGACCGAUGAAGAAGAAGACCAACCAAACUGGAGGCAGCUGUACUUGAAUGGACUGGAUGACAGAGAAAAGAUUUUACUAGACGAGUACUCUUCUGUUCUUCGGAAUUAUAAGGAUGUAAGAAACAAGCUUAAUGACGUAGAGAAGAAAAACCGCGACGGUUUCUUUGAAUUGGCAUUGCAGAUAAGGGAACUGAAGAAUGCUGUGGCCUCCAGAGAUGGAGAGAUUCAAUCUUUACGUCAAAAAAUGAGCUUUCCAGAUGAAAACAAGGAUGGGAACUUGGUCGAACUUGAAGGACCCCGUCUAAGCGCAAGCCAAGAAUCUACCUUGACCGAAUCUAUUCAGGCAUCGCCAGUAGCCGUAGGUCAGGGGAAAGUUGAAUCCGAUGAAAAAGUAGUCGAAGCAACUGCACAUGGAAGAUUCGAAGAAUCUCCCAAGACAAUGGGAGAAAUUCUUAUGCAGGUAAAAACUGUAAGCCAAUCUCGUCAUGUUUUAACCGUAGAGGAAAAAAUCCGAUCAGAUAUUGAUGACUUGCUGGAGGAAAACCUAGAGUUCUGGUUGAGGUUCAGCACAUCUUUUCAUCAGAUACAAAAAUACCAAACUUCAGUCCAGGACUUGAAAGCAGAGUUAUCAACACUGAGAGGAAAAAUGAAGCAAGAAGGAAGUGGAAAGCAGCAGCAGUCUCUCAAAUCAGAAGCCCGGCCCAUUUAUUCUCACUUGAGAGAAGUAAAAACUGAAUUAACAUUAUGGUUGGAAAACAAUGCAGUUUUGAAAGACGAAGUGCAAGGUAGAUAUUCCUCCUUGUGCAACAUCCAAGAAGAGAUUGCAAGAGUGACCAAUGCUAGUGGCCAUGCAGGAGAGACUGAACUCAGUGGAUAUCAGGCUGCCAAGUUUCAAGGUGAGGUUCUCAACAUGAAACAGGAAAACAACAAGGUUGCUGAUGAAUUGAAAGCAGGCUUUGAUCGUGUGAGACAACUCAAGCUUGAAGUUGAGAAAGUAAUGGCGAAUUUGGAAAGGGAACUUGGGUUGUCAGCAUCAACGGCUCAAAAUCCCGUGUCGAGAACAGGGAAGCCAAGAAUCCCUCUGCGUUCUUUCUUAUUUGGAAUCAAGCUAAAGAACAAGAGGCAGCUAAAGGGACCAUCAAUGUUUGCAUGCGGGCAUCCAACGUUGCAGAAACAGCUCAGUUUCCUAUCAGAACCUACCGAGCCCUCACGAUAAACUCCUGCCUCUACCCCUUUCCCUUCUUAAUUUUCUUAGUUCCCUUUAUGGAAGAUUUCUCUUUUCUUUUCGAUUAAUUCCGGUUUGGAUUCCAUUUUAUGUAAAGUAACAGAUUAUAGAUGUUUCUAAUAUCUACCUC
Messenger RNA from Theobroma cacao (cacao), 3367 nucleotides. RefSeq names its product spindle pole body component 110. Gene Ontology annotation, molecular function: actin binding. Lineage: Eukaryota; Viridiplantae; Streptophyta; Magnoliopsida; Malvales; Malvaceae. The record is from RefSeq and is a predicted model, not a curated record.